AUGGGCGGCCUCAGGUGCUGCUCUACGGCGGGGGCGGUCAACUUAAGCUGUCUGUGAAUGCCACGGUGCACGACGGACAGUGGCACACCGUCUACGUGCGGAUUCACUCCAAGGGCGUGGUCGUGUCCGUGGACCUCUGCGGCCGCGACGACGGGUCCCCCUGCGUGGCGAAAGCGACGUGGGGCGUCCCCGCUGAGACGCAGCCCUGGUUCGGCUCCAGCCCCCUGCAGGUGGGCGGCCUGGCUCAUUCGCGCCCGCGCCCCGAGGAUCACGGAUGGGACGAGGCGCCGACGACUCGCCCGCUGGACGGCUGCAUCUCGCACCUGCGGGUCAAUAGUCAGCUCGUGGACCUGGGCGAGCCGCCCUACGCCAAGGGCAGUGUGGCCGGGUGUCGGGCGCAGGAGGCGGCGUGCGAGGGCGGCAGGGGCGCGUGCGGCUUUCGCGGGCGGUGCGUCGGCGGCCACGCGGAGCCCGAGUGCGAGUGCGACCCUGGGUGGACGGGCCUUCGGUGCGCCACGCCCACGGUGCCGGCCCUCUUCGGUUCGUCCUCCUACGUGAAGAUGGCGCUGACGGUGGCCGUGCCGACGCACGAGGUGCGAGUGCAGCUGCGCGUGAGGACGCGCGACCUGAGAGACGGCCCGCUGCUCCAGCUCUCCUCGCGGCACCACCUGGCGACGCUCUCCCUCCACCUGCGGGCCGGCAUGGCGUGCGCGUCCCUGGGUGGAGGCAGCCGCUCGCCGCAGUCGGUGUGCGUAGAGGGGCGCCCCAUCGACGACGGCGCGUGGCACACCGUGCGGGCAGAGCGUCACGGACACAACCUGCUGGUGAGCGUGGACGACGGCGACGGCUGGAGGAGGAACGAGUCGCUGGUGACCCUGGAGGAGGGGGCCGUGGGACGCGGCUGGGACCCUCCCGUCACGUCCCCCUCGACGGACCGCGAGGACAUCACGGUGGGCGCCGCAGCAGAGGCGGCGGACGGCGGCGUCGACUCUUCUGACGCGGAAAAACACACCUGCAUUGACGACGUGAGAGUGGCUGGCCGCCCACUCCCGCUGCCUCCGGCCGUAAACGUGACAUCGUGGGCGAGAGUGACAGCCGUGCACCAGCUGGAGGUCGGGUGCCCAGCUGCCGAUGCUUGCGCCAACACCACCAGCUGCCCGACCCCCCUCUCCUGCUUCUCCAGCUGGGGGCGGGCCUCGUGCAGUUGUGGCCCGGGCCGACAGCUGGUGGGCCGCACGUGCCAGGAUGUGGACGAGUGCGCGUGGCGGCCCUGCUUGCACGGAGGCUCCUGCCAGAACCUGCGGCCCGGCUUCCUGUGCGUGUGCGGCCCGGGCCACGCGGGCGACUACUGCCAGUGGGCCAAGGUGGAUUCCGCAGCCUACCCUCUCACGGGGCCAGUGGCCAUCGUGGCCCUCACUCUGUCUGUGAUCUUUGUGGUGGUGGUGGGCGUCGUGUUCUCCGUGAAGCUCCACCGCCACUGGCACAGCGGCGGCGUGAGGGCGGGGAGCGGUAGCGGUAGCGGCGGCAGCGGCGGAGGCGGUGGGGGCGGCGGGGUGUGUAGCGGCGAAGGAGGAGGGACAGAAAAAGGUGCUGACGAAGGGGGGACGUUCCUGGAGGAGAAGGGAGACCCAGAGGACGCCAGAAGAAGGAAUCGACACCGCUUUCUGGGACGUCUGAGCCACAUGGUGCCCGCGUUGAGGACGCCCAAGGGAGGUCCGACGCCCAUCCCGACGAAGGAAGACGCCACAAUCCCCGACAAACUCGCCCGCACGAGCCUCCCGGAGCCCGAGGAUUCGCCCACCCCAGCGCCCGCGGCUCCGCCAUCCGGGACUUCGCUGCCUCCAGGAUCCGAAACCCCUCUGGCGCCUCUUCCGCCGGACUCGAUCCUCUCCAAGGACGAUCUGCGCGCCUAUGCCUACGAGGGGGAUGGCUCGUCCUCGGUCUCCGCGCUCUCCGUCAUAUCAGGCCUGCGGGCGGAGCAGACGGAGGAGGGCGGCAUCAGGCCCCUGGUGCCGGGCUUCCUCGACGUCCUGGACCUCCUGCGGCACCUCCCCGACGGCCCGAGGUCCCCCCCACUCCACGGUGCCAGAACCAAGUGCCAAGGGAGCCCAUCGGCCGGUGCCAGUGCCAGCGCGUCCCCCGCUCGCUCUACGGGCCUCCCCCCUCCUCCGGCCUCCCCGCCUCCCUCUGCCGGAGUCGCUGACGAAGGGGAAUCGUCUCCCGCGCCCUACGGUGUUUCGUCUUCCUCGCCCCGACCCUCCGCUGCUGCCCCCCCAGGCUGCCCCUCCCCCAGAUGCCCCCCCAGCCUCGCCGCCUGCCCCGCCGUCAAGCCCAGCACCUCCACGCCCUCCCUCGCCGCCCCCUGCCCCCCCGCGCCCACGCCCCACAGCGCCUCCCUGAGCUCCCUCGCCGCCGGCAGAGCGCCCUCGGGAGCGCCGGCGGAGCUGGAGCAGCUCACGAUGUGCUGA
Penaeus indicus is the source of this 2468-nucleotide messenger RNA. Its product is annotated as putative neural-cadherin 2. Gene Ontology annotation, molecular function: calcium ion binding. The transcript has 9 exons. Bases 561 to 2468 code for a protein of 635 amino acids. NCBI's taxonomy places the organism in Eukaryota, Metazoa, Arthropoda, Malacostraca, Decapoda, Penaeidae. The record is from RefSeq and is a predicted model, not a curated record.